AUGGCGACACAUCGCUCCUCCGCAGGACAUGGUCGUCGCGAGGCCCAGGUGAUCGAGGUCCCUGUUGGUGACUUCAUCCGCAAGAAUGAGAUUGGCAAGGGCAGUUUUGCUACUGUCUAUCUCGCCUCUCACAGGAAGCGCAAGUCGUACGCUGCUAUCAAGUCAGUCGUCACAGGAAAGCUGACGGGAAAGUUGAGAGAGAAUCUCAACUCCGAGAUCAACAUCCUGAGGAAGUUACAACACCCUCACAUCGUCGCCUUGUUUGAAUGUGUCGACACUCCGCAGCAUAUCCAUUUGGUCAUGGAGUACUGUCAAAUGUCGGAUCUGGCUGCUUUCAUGAAGGGUAGAGCCCGGAUUGCUACACUGCCUGAGACGCACGACAUCUUCGACAGAUACCCGAAUGCGCCUAACGGCGGUUUGCAUGAAGUCCUGGCCCGUCACUUCCUCAAGCAAAUUGCCAGUGCACUUCAGUACCUGCGCAAAUACAACUUGAUUCAUCGCGACAUCAAACCGCAGAACUUGUUGCUUAACCCGCCUCCAACGUAUAUGCAGAAUCAAAAGCCAGAGGACGUGCCCUUGGCAGCAAGCGAGAAUUCACUAAUUCCUGCUGUCGGUGUGGCUUCUCUGCCCAUGCUGAAGCUUGCUGACUUUGGUUUCGCUCGUCACCUUGCCAGUACUUCCCUGGCCGAAACUCUUUGUGGCUCUCCUUUGUAUAUGGCCCCGGAAAUCUUGGCUUAUCAGAAGUACGAUGCAAAGGCAGAUCUGUGGUCCGUAGGUACUGUGGCCUACGAGAUGGUGGCUGGAAGGCCUCCUUUCAAAGCAACAAAUCACGUUGAGCUGCUUCGCAAGAUCGAUCAAGCACAGGACGUGAUUCAGUUUCCUGCUGGAUUGGUUGUUUCUCGGGAGUUCAAGGACACAAUCAAAUCUCUUCUGAAAAGACAGCCUACACAGCGCGUCAGCUUCGACCGAUUCUUUGGAAGUUCCACAAUCAUAGGCGACAUCCCUGACCUUGUCGAAAUGGACAGACCCCGUGUUGCCGAUGCGUCUGACUCUGACAUCGCCAUGUCCGCGCUGAAGAUCGACAAUGUUGGCAGCGGACAAGCUGUGCGUGAUCCGUUUUUAGGCGUGACUAGAAAGCCUACGGUUGCGACUGCCUCGCCAAGCGUAGAGCCUACCAAGAGACCCGAGAUGCCCAUCAACCGUCGACAGACCGAAGCAGCUAUCCCUCCCUUGACAACUCAAGUUGAAGCGAAGCGUCAUGCUGGCCAGAUGGAGCAAAAGAGGCCACCACUGGUCCCGACCGCAACUGCUCCCUCGCGCCAAGAGCUGCAGCACGUAGCCCCCAUCAACCAAGGCAGAGCGAACAAUCCACGCUAUGUUCCAUCCCCGGUCUCCUCGGCUCCACAGACCUCGCCCAUGCAUGACAAGAUGUCUCGAGAGUCGCGCGAUACGAACACAGCUCAUGACUUGACAUUUGAGAAAGAGUACGUUAUGGUUGAGAAGAAGGCAGUUGAAGUGAAUGCUUUUGCCGAUGAGCUCGCGGACCGCAACAGACAGCCGGAGAACCACACGAACGGCAUGGCUCGUCGUGCAACGGCUCCGGUCGUGCCUGGCGCAAAUGUCGUAUCGAACGUGCUGAAGACAGUUUCUGGUAGACAAACAGGCACACUUCAUGGUCGUCGUCCUUCUUUCGAGCAACGCGGUCAAACUCCCACACCCACAGACUACCUAUCGCGAGCUUUGAGCGCAGCCAAGAAUCGCAUUGGCCAGGCAAUCAACGGACAGCCACAGGGUAUAUCGCCGCCUCAAGGAUACGCUGGCUUUCCUGCGUCUUCAGCACCCCCUCUGCAACUGGCUAUCGGCGAUGGAAGAAACUCACCGAGCAACGUUGACGAGGACACUCGAUUGCUUCAGAUCGUGGAAGAAGGCGCAACUCGCAGUGAUGUGGUGUACGGAUUUGCAGAAGUCAAGUACAGACAAUUGCUUCCCGCAACUCCUUCGGCAGAAGACAGAACCACGAUUCGCCAGAUCAGUGCCUUGGAACAACCUCUCCACACUGGCGAGGACGCUGAUAACCAAGAUCUCACCCAGGUCGCCAUCGUGGCAGUCGCAGAGGAAGCAUUUGUUCUGUACGUCAAGGCCUUGGCCAUCCUGGUAAAGACUAUCAAUCUCGUGAAGUACUGGUGGGAUCGCCAGCGCAAGAUGGACACUCCACCAGGAUCACUUCCAUCGAGACUCGGCGAAGUCAAGCAAAGUUCCUUCGAGAUGAACAAGAAGAUGAACAACGUCGUCCAGUGGGCUCGCACACGCUUCAAUGAAAGCCUCGAGAAGUCCGAAUUAGUUGGGCGCCGUUUGAUCGAAGCUCAGAAGCAGCUCCCAGCUAGUCACCCAGGACAUCCAAGCAAUCAUGGCCAGUUACAAUCUUCAGGAUCCGGCAAUGCCUUGACCGCGGCUGUUGAUCACAUUCAAUUGACUAGCGGUGUCACAGCCGAGAAACUGAUGUUUGAUCGCGCCGUCGAGAUGAGUCGUGCUGCUGCUGUCAACGAGCUUGUGGGAACCGAUUUUGCCGGCUGCGAGCUCAGUUACAUCACAUCGGUCAUGCUACUGGAAGCCGUCCUCGAGAAUGAUGAUGAGCCCCUGCUCUCAAAAGCAAGUACGCACAAGGCUAGAGCAGGUAAUGCAAACACCACUAUCAACGGCAUGGAUUCCGAAGACCGCGAUGCAGUUCUCAAGUUGAUUGAAAGCACUCGCGGCAGACUUGAUUGUCUUCGCCGUAAAAUCAAGCAACAGAAUGCGGCGAAACAGAACAACCCAACAUCCACUACCAGGCCUAUGGCAAGAACAUCUUCGUCGCCAGGCACAGCUAUUGGCACAUCGCCGAGAUAG
Aureobasidium melanogenum CBS 110374 is the source of this 2886-nucleotide messenger RNA. RefSeq names its product kinase-like protein. The record is from RefSeq and is a predicted model, not a curated record. Gene Ontology annotation, cellular component: autophagosome; cytoplasm. Gene Ontology annotation, molecular function: protein serine/threonine kinase activity; ATP binding. The coding region runs from base 1 to 2886 and encodes 961 amino acids. Gene Ontology annotation, biological process: peptidyl-serine phosphorylation; autophagosome organization; protein autophosphorylation. Lineage: Eukaryota; Fungi; Ascomycota; Dothideomycetes; Dothideales; Saccotheciaceae. The transcript has 4 exons.